Molecule: messenger RNA, 786 nt
Organism: Closterium sp. Yama58-4
Lineage: Eukaryota; Viridiplantae; Streptophyta; Zygnematophyceae; Desmidiales; Closteriaceae
Source: the annotation of a GenBank genome assembly
AUGCCAACCUCGCACAGCUUAGGUUCAUGCACAGCACUGUGCUGUACAUGGCCCGAGUCGCGCACGGUAAUGAGAGACUCUAGAAGUACCGUUGAUAGGCAGCAGCGCCCUUUUACCGUUCAGACUGGCGCUGCUGCACGCGCACGGACGUCUUCACGCCCUAUCUUGCCCCAGCUGGAUGCUCCCGGUAGUGCUUCUGCCCGGGAUGAACCGAGCACUAGCUCUGACCGUCCUCGCCCCACCCUUCCUCGAGUGGUUGUCCCCACCUUUCCUGAGCGUAACCACCCCCAGGGACAGACGAAGCGCAACGCCGAUGCUGCCCCGCCAAGUCCUCGCCACCGCAUGACGAAACGCCAGCGUAAUGCCAUCACCGCAAAGGAGAAACUCCACUGGUUGAAGAUGCAGGACUCUCAGCCCGACCUCUCUAAUCGCGCGCUGGCGAAACUCGCGAACGUGCAGCCCUGCCAGAUCCGCGAAUGGAAGAAGAUGGGGGAGCGGCUGGAGGUCGCUUCCUGCUACCGUCGUCGCCAAACGGGGCACGGGCGCAAGUGCAAGUACCCGUUCAUGGAACGGGCUGUCUACCGCCAGUUACUGAAGCAUCGGACGAAGGGCCUUGCCGUCACGGUCAGCAUGCUCCAGAAGUGGAGCGCCAAGUACAUGAAGCACAAGAUGCCCGGGGUCAACUGGCGCGCUUCGUUCCGGUGGGCGACUCGUUUCCGCGCGCGCUGGCAUUUGGCGAGGCAGGUCAAGACGAAGAUGGGACAGAAGCUGGCAGUGGGUAAGUGA